AUCUGCUGACAUAGUAGGGGAUGGAUCCUCACACAAAGCCGAGCUCCUGAACCUGACAGAGUUGGAACAGAGAUGCCAUUGAGAGCUCUCACUGCCGGCAUGAGGCAAGAUUGGCUCUGGGAUUGCUCACUGUUCUUCUUGAAGGAGGAGUGACUGGCCAGCGGCACCUGGAACCCAGCACCUAAGAGGUGAACCCAGCCGGACCUGAGGAGGAGCCUGUGUCCUGUGUUCUUGGGAAGCUGCUCACUGGGUCGAGAUGACCACAGCCACCACGUUGGGAGACGCUGUCUACUCACUGAACAUGACCAGGGGAGAGGACGCUCUGUAUAAGAGUUCUGGAGCCAUUGUGGCUGCCAUCGUGGUGGUUGUCAUCAUCAUUGUCACUUUGGUACUGAUCCUGCUGAAGAUGUACAACAGGAGAAUGAGGACCAGGCGGGAGCUGGAGCCCAAGAGCCCGAAGCCACCUGUCCCUCCUGCCUUGGAUCCAAACAGCAAUGGCAGCCAGCAUCCUGCUACUGUGACCUUCGACCCUGCUGAUGUCCACGUGGAGACUCGGUGACCCUGCCUUGGUGUCAUCCCUGCCUCUGCAAAGAGCUUUUAUGGCCUGAAAGCCCAUUCUGCUGGCAGCUUCACCGAGUUCUUUCUGGUUGGAUAAACUGAGGCACCUUUUGUACAGCCCCUGCAGCUUGAAGCCAUCCUCACCUGUGCACUGGCCACCCCAGCUAUGUCCGUGUCCCUGCUGCCACUCAACCAAAGCUCUGUGGACAUUCUUUUGUUAUCUGACGAGAAGCACUGUGCUGGGGAGACUAGUGUGUGAGUCUGGGUCUCACCCCACACAUGCUACAGCUAGACAGACAAACAGACAGACAGACAGACAUCUGAGUCUUGUCCUCAGGAAUCAGGGAGUGUUAAUAAGUGUGUCACCCAGGGAGCCACUGGGAGCAUCUCAGCUUAAGGACAUGUUCACAACUUUCUCAAUCCCAUAGCAAGGUGCAGGGAAACUAACUCGAACUAACCACAAAACCAACUUGGUAACGUCUAACUGACCCAGUACUAGAUGGCCACUCGGCAGCUCAUAAUAGCCAAUCAGCGUUCUCCCCCUUUAACAAAGGGUACAAGAGGCUGGACUUGGUGGCCUGUGCCUGUCAUUGCGGCACUCAGUAGA
This is a messenger RNA of Grammomys surdaster, 1165 nucleotides long. It is a transcript of the gene Ncmap, whose product is annotated as non-compact myelin associated protein. The transcript has 5 exons. Gene Ontology annotation, biological process: regulation of myelination; peripheral nervous system myelin formation. The record is from RefSeq and is a predicted model, not a curated record. NCBI's taxonomy places the organism in Eukaryota, Metazoa, Chordata, Mammalia, Rodentia, Muridae. Gene Ontology annotation, molecular function: structural constituent of myelin sheath. Gene Ontology annotation, cellular component: Schmidt-Lanterman incisure; paranode region of axon; plasma membrane. The coding region runs from base 257 to 559 and encodes 100 amino acids.